This is a messenger RNA of Sitodiplosis mosellana (orange wheat blossom midge), 3266 nucleotides long. RefSeq names its product zinc finger protein Elbow (gene elB). The transcript has 2 exons. The record is from RefSeq and is a predicted model, not a curated record. The coding region runs from base 1185 to 2681 and encodes 498 amino acids. Gene Ontology annotation, biological process: negative regulation of DNA-templated transcription. Gene Ontology annotation, cellular component: nucleus. Lineage: Eukaryota; Metazoa; Arthropoda; Insecta; Diptera; Cecidomyiidae.
UAGCUUUAGUUACUGGCAGCUAUUCCCGUUGUAUGGUUGUGUAUAUACAAUCGUUGUAUCGUCGAACGUGUUUUGUGUUUCAUUUUUCCGUUGUCAUUUUUCGUAUUUGAAAGCACACACACACACACACACUUUGCAUCAUCAAAGGCGCUUCUCAUCCGUUUUGUACACGACGAGUGAGAGUGAGAGACGAACUUCAUUUGUUCCCAAAACACUUUACAGUUAGUGUGAAUUUAUCCGAAUAUCGGACAGCGUUUGGUCAAUUACUAAAUUAUGAAUUUAUAAGUGAGCUACCGUUUUGAAUUCACGUAGCGAAAGAAAAACACACACGUUCAACACACUUUUUCUUGAACAACAUUGCUUUGCAAAUUAAUCGCAUUUUUGUGCGCGAUUUUCGAGUGUUUUAUUUUACAACAAAAAAGAUUUGACGAUUAAAAAAAUAUGCAGAGAGAUUUUUCUCAUCGGUAUUGUUUCAUGUGUGUAGCUUAAAUGAAAUUUUUGGUUGUUUUUUCUUGAAAAUUGGCGAAUGAAAUGAGAGUGAAUGCGAUAUGAAAAUCAAUGGAUCAAGUAAAUUUUGACCAGUUAAAUCGUGUGUGAAACGUAAAUUACAAUAUUUGUGCGGAUUUAAACUGAGUUCCUGUGCUGAAUACCAACCAAAAGCACCUGCUCUAUAUUCAAAUGCACACACCAUCCUGUCAAUCUGAGGCUGAUCGUCCAUUACAAUACAUUGGAUCAUAUCCGACACUCAUCACAGCCCAACACUACAGCCGUCGCCACAGCCACCACCACCAGCAAAAAUAGUGUGAAGCCACGGAAUUCUGUUAUAGCCUGUGGCCACAGAGAGAGAGGGAGAAAGAGCGUAAAGUGCGCAAAUUAACAGCAAAAACCAAGUGAAAUAUAAAAUUUUUUCUUCAUAAAUACAAACAUAAAAUUAUAGAGUGCAAAAAUACAGGCAAUUUUAACUCAUUUUGCAAAAUAAUAAAUUGAGCUGGAAAAUUAACCGCAAUAAAAGCGAAGCGAAAAAAAAUCGUAAGAAUUUAAACAUCGAAAAGUGAAAAAACCAAAACAAAACGAAUAUUUUAAAGAGAAAAAAAAAGUAAAACUAGUGUUGGUAUAAAAGAUCAAUUGGCACCGUUUUGUGUUCGAGAGAUAUUGAAAAAAAAAAAUACGACGUUGUAUACAAAAUGUUGACUUCACCGAAUAACGCGAGCAAUCAGUACAUCAGACCGGAUUAUUUAUCAUCAAUACCAGCAACGGUAAGUUUUUUGGACGCAAAAAAUAGUCCAUUGGCAUUAUUGGCACAGACUUGCAGCGCAAUUGGCACCGACGCACCCAAUCCAAAGCUCAUUGCAAACAUGGAAAAGAGUGGAAAAAAUUUGCAAAAAUCCGAUAGCCGCGAUAAGUCGUCACCGGGCAGUCAAUCGUCAUCAUUGUCGAACAGUUCAAGUGAAUCACAUCCCAAGUCUAGUUUCAAACCGUACGAGCCAUCGUUUAGGGAUCGUUCGGUCACAACGCCUGAAGAUUAUCGAUUAACACAAUCGAUCACCAAUAAUCAUCGCAUCAAAACACCAAAACAAAUGCAUUUGACACAUUCGUUGCAAUCGAAUGGACGAUGUGAAUCAAACCAUAGUGCUGCAUCGCCACGUUCAUCACCGGCCACCAGCAGUUCACGUAAAUCAUCGUUGCAACAACAGCAACAGCAGCAACCGAUAAAUUUGGAAAAAAGUGCUAGUCCAUCAGCAUCCGCGGUCACGAAUCAUCGUGCCUCGGUCACAUCGAAAGAAUCGAGCAGUGCAGCAUCGCGUUCCGCUCAGGAGAGUCCAUUGUAUAGUGCAUCAAAAUUAGCUGAAGCAACCAAAGAAUCGUCGGUAUUGUAUCCGAAGACGAGCACAUCAUUGACAUCGGCCAGCACAGCACCAACAUCGGUGCCACAAUUUUUCAGUGCAUACGGUCCGGGUUUACCGUAUCCAAUGGAUUUGAUGGCGGCCAGUGCAUUAAUGUCACCACAUCAUGCAAUGCUCAAAGCUGCCUCCAUGAAUCCGUACUUGAACUAUGCCAAUCGCAUGAAAAUGUCCGGUGCAAAUGGCACUGAAACACUCGGUUGUCGCGAUCCAUUCUGUACUGGUUGCUCACUGAAUCCACAUCCAAUCGGUAAAUGCCCCACCGGCUGCACACAAUGCGAACCAUCGGCGGCUACAACCGCUGCCGCUGCUGCCUCAAAAUCAUCAUAUGCCCAUCAAAUGUCACAGGCAUUCGCCCAUGCACAAUUGGCAGCAUUGGCUGCUGCUUCUCAGAUGCCAUACAUUUGCAAUUGGAUUGCUGGCGAUGCAGCCUAUUGUGGAAAACGAUUUUCAACAUCCGAUGACUUGUUGCAACAUUUGCGAACACACACCGCAUCGAUGCCCGAAUCAAUGCUGCGAUCACAUACUGAGUCGAUGCUUAAUCCGGCAACAGCUGGACUACCACCGACACAUCCGUUACUUCAGCGCACCUAUCCAACGCCACCAUUGAGCCCAUUGUCGGGCAGUCGGUAUCAUCCAUACAGCAAACCAUCUGUGCUAUCUCCGAGCUUGCAUCCAUCGUUAGCCGGUUUACCGUUGCCACAUCCAUCGCUAGCUCCCUAUUUUUCACCAUACUCACUGUAUGGACGAUUGGGCACAUCGCCUGGCAUGCAUCCAUAGUUGCGCGCCAACAAUUUAAGUAACCAAAAUAAUUAAAGAAAAGAAAAGAAAAAAAAAACAAACAACAAUCUCUCGUUCUAUUUGUCAUUUUUUUUUUAUAUUUCAGUUUUUCUUUGAAGAAGACAACAACAACACAUAAAUUAUGUCUAUAAACGCUUAAAUAACUUUUUUUUAGACAGAGAGACAAUGUAAUUCUAUUAUAUUAAUGUAAUUCGUGAUUAUUGCUAAUAAUAAUGAUGAUGAUAAUUGACAGAUUUCGAAAAUUAAUUGUAAAAUGUUGUAAAUUUUAACAAAUAAUCAUUUUUUGAUGCGAAGAUGGAGCAAAUGAGAGAAAAAAAUUGAGAAAAAGAAAAAAAAAAUUUAAUAAGCAAGUUAAUGUGACAUCUAGUAAUAUCUUCGUUAAAAUCGUGAUAUGGAACUGAAUAUUAAAAAAAAAACAAAACACAGACACACAAACACACACAUAAAAUGGAAAUCUAUAUUUAAACGAUAGAAAUUAUUGCAAUUUGCUGUAAAAACAACUAAUUGAUUGUAAAACGACGUGUGCGAUAGAUUAUAGAAAGAGAAAAUUGUAUGCCAGACGUG